GUCGUCGUCGUCGUCGACGUCUCUAUACCACCUCUUAUCACACCAUCCCAGGCGUCGUCGGCCGUUGACACGAUGGUCCGCCCGGCAUCCCGCAUCGCUCAGCCCCUGAGGCAUCGUCUCCAAUUUCAGCAGACGCGCUUUGCGUCCACGAACUCCAGCACUGAGGCUGCCCAAAAGAAGGCCCAGGACGCGUUCGCCUCCGCCCAGAAGUACGCGGGGCAAGCCGCUGAGAAAGGAAGGAAGUUUUUGGGCCCUGUUGGCGACAAGUUUGCCAACGUUUUCGGUGCUUACCGCGAGCCCCUUGCCUUCAACUUCCGGGUCGCACGCGAGUUCCUCAAGCAGAUCUAUGUCGCGGAGCGCCUGCAACCUCCCUCUCUGUCCACCGUUCAAAACGCGUACAACACAAUAUGGUCCCGUGCAUCCAACCUCUCGUACUGGAGGGAGAUCUUUCGCACCGGAGAGUACGCCAAGAUUGGUAUUUAUGCUUUAGAGGCGUAUGGUAUCUUUAAGGUUGGGGAAAUCGUUGGACGGAGAAGUUUUGUAGGAUACAACAUCCAGUAAUUGCACGCGCGAGGCCCUGUCUGUGCCGUCACAAAAUACACUUAGAGCUGAGGGCGUGUUCAGA
Phanerochaete carnosa HHB-10118-sp is the source of this 625-nucleotide messenger RNA. RefSeq lists its product as uncharacterized. The transcript has 3 exons. The record is from RefSeq and is a predicted model, not a curated record. NCBI's taxonomy places the organism in Eukaryota, Fungi, Basidiomycota, Agaricomycetes, Polyporales, Phanerochaetaceae. Gene Ontology annotation, biological process: proton motive force-driven ATP synthesis. The coding region runs from base 73 to 561 and encodes 162 amino acids. Gene Ontology annotation, molecular function: proton transmembrane transporter activity.